UAGCUCUGUGUCGGGCAGAGAGCAAACCAUACUGUUGACAUCAGGAGGCCAGUGAUGUCAUGGUGAUGUCAAUGCCUCUAAUUGUAAAUUGCACACACAGCCUCGCUGUUGGCUGUGGUAACAUUUCAGUCAGAGAGAAGACUCAGAAGGGGACAGUCUCUUUUGGAAAAGCUGGGAAUUGAUACAGUAUGGCUGUUACUGGGGACGAGACAGACACAGACACAGGCAACUCAAGUGACUUGACGGCCUGCCAGCUGCGUAACACCAACUCCAGCCUCCCUCAGGAGAUGGCAGGGGCCAGCGCUCAUAGCUUCAUGAAAACCAAAGACACGGUACAAAAGAGGGAGCUCCGCUUGAUGAAGAACAGGGAAGCCGCCCGGGAGUGUCGACGAAAGAAGAAGGAAUAUGUCAAAUGCCUUGAAAAUCGCGUGGCCGUGCUCGAGAAUCAAAACAAGACUCUGAUUGAGGAGCUUAGAGCCUUAAAAGACAUCUACCGGCAUAAAAACGAGUGAUUCCUUUGUGUGGACUGCGAUGCUUCUGUGGGGUGUCUCGAGGACUCUGGCUUUGCUUGGACAGACACACGUGCACACACACUCACACACACUCACACAGAUCACUCCUUGUCCUUGCUGUAAAACUUGUUUACACGAUGAUGUCAAUGUUUCUGGCUCUGAAUUAUCCGAUGCGCCUCCACCAGCAAAAACAAGAACUUGUUUCAGGUUUAUUAUCAGUGAGUUUUACGAGGAGCUUAUGUCCCUUUGAACAGAAAAUUCAACAGGAGAAAGAAGGAAUAUAUGAAGAAACUGGAGAAUCACAACACCUUACUGGAGGCAGAGAAUAAGAUGCUGAAGGCUGAACUGCAGCGCUGAAAGGAACUGAACAUCCAAACACGGUGCCAAUGUCUGGCACCAAGGCCUCUGCAGUUACCACCUACUGGAUUUUACAUUCCUUUAUGGACAGUUGUUUUUUUAGUUUUUUUAAAUAUUUGGCUCUAUUAAAAUACUAUCAAUUGAUAGUUUUUGUGAUGGUCUGUUUUGAUAUGGAGGUUUGUUCAGGAAAUGCUCAAUGUUCAAAGGGAAUCAGGUCAUCAGAUCGUCAGGGCUUCUCGUGGAAAUGUUUGUGUUUUAUGUUAUUCCACUUCAGAAAAUCCUUAUGGAAUUAAUACCCACUGUAUUUAUCACCCAUCUUCCUUUGUAUUUAAUGUAAACACCUACCAGGAUCAGUUCUGCAUCUAUAUGCUGUGGCAUUAAUAUUUAUUUGGGCAGUUUUACCCUGUGUUUCUUUUUUUAUAUAUAAUUUUGGUGCAUAGUUUGUAAAAAAAAAGAAAAGAAAAAGUAUUUAUGGUAAUAUGAAUGAGUGUAUAUUUAGUUAACAAAUACACACAUUUGUUUGGAAUUGUUAACUUCGUGUUUUAACUCUACUCUUUUUUGCUUCAUCUCAGUAUACAUGGCAGAAUUUAGAAGUUAUUUAUGUAACCAUCAAUUUGAAUGUGGUUAAUUAAUUUGAUGCAGAAAUCCAACUUCUUUUUACAGUCUUCUUCGUUGGUGCUUUAUUUCUCCUCUUUAUCACCUUAGCUGUUGAUCACACCAGACAUGUUUAAUGUAUUUGCUUUAAUAAAGUUCUUGUUUAGUGUCUCUCUGUUUUUUUCCACACAGUAAAUAUGAAAAAUACAUAGGACACGUUUCAUAGUACUAUUAUGAGCUUUUAGUUAAGCUUUUAACGCCAUGUGAAUCUCAACCUUGGGUUUCUGCUCAGAACGUGCUGUGCUGUCCUUUCAAUGUUGACUCCGCUGACAGAGCAAAACAAUUUCUCCUCUUUUGCAUCUUUCGUAGAUGAUACACAUGCUGUGAAAAAGCCACACUGUUUUUGCACAGUAUAUGCUGGAAGAAGAGGAAGUAGGAUGGGUAUUUAAACACAUUUUUCCAUAAAUCACAUCCAGAGGAAUGUGGAUGUGCUAAAGGCAAGGAAAGACAGGCCCUGUUUUCAGUGACGGCAUUCUUCUCUGACUUAGUGGAUACAAUCAACUUCUCAAAUACUCCAGAAUUUGUUGCAGGAAAAGAAAAAAUGUAUAGCUUCUCCAAGCAAAUAUCGACAAACUGAUUAAUAGUUGUAAUGGGAAUGGAAUUUGGGUUUUCUUUAAGUGGAACAAUUCAAUUAAAGAUAUGCAAAAUGUC
This is a messenger RNA of Sebastes umbrosus (honeycomb rockfish), 2174 nucleotides long. Its product is annotated as cyclic AMP-dependent transcription factor ATF-1-like. Gene Ontology annotation, biological process: regulation of transcription by RNA polymerase II. The record is from RefSeq and is a predicted model, not a curated record. Gene Ontology annotation, molecular function: DNA-binding transcription factor activity, RNA polymerase II-specific; RNA polymerase II cis-regulatory region sequence-specific DNA binding. NCBI's taxonomy places the organism in Eukaryota, Metazoa, Chordata, Actinopteri, Perciformes, Sebastidae. Gene Ontology annotation, cellular component: nucleus; ATF4-CREB1 transcription factor complex. Bases 189 to 512 code for a protein of 107 amino acids. The transcript has 3 exons.